AUUGACGCGAGAAGUGAAACCAAUGCUUUACUUUAUCGUAUUUAACUUUUAGCUUGAAUAGAUAGUUAUCUAAGUACUGUCAGCUACAUAUUAAGUUGCCUAGUAAACCUUUAUGCGAUUGUAAUAGCGUUCAAUUUCCAAUGAAUUUUGAUAGGUGUAAGUGCUGUUGGCUAUACAAUAAAAUUUCACUAUCACAUGUGAUUGAUAUAGUAUUAUCAAUACGUGAUAUUAUUUUAUCUUGAGUUCCGUAAAGAAAAGCCAAAGGCAUUGUCAUCUUGACUUGUUUGCCAAGCCUUAAUAUUAAAAAACAAAAUUAAAAAAAUAAUAUGUUAACUGCCAGUAUCUUAAAGUGUGUUACAUAAUAAAUAAACGAAAUAUGAUAGAAAUUAAAUAAACAAAAGAAAAAGGUUUCUAAUUUGAAAUUAGAAUUAUAAUUUAAAAGUGCAGUGUAAAAAGUAAUCUGUGUUAAUGAGUGCGUGACAUGAAUGUUGAACAAAUUUUUGACAUUUCCGAAAACAGAGUUGCCAUUAUCAUGUUAAUAAAUAUAAUAAAUAAUAUAGGUUGUGUUGUAUUUUUGUAAAAUACGGUUUUCUUAAGUGAAAAUGAAAAACCCUUUUGCUGUCAUGAACAUAGUUGACAUAAAAUGGGUGCUGAGCGUGUGUAGCGGCGCGAUGAGCCAGGGGGGGCUGAAGCACGCUGCCACCGAGUCGCGGCUGGACAGCAAGCGGGAAAGGCGGCGCGGUGCGGCGGGCCGCGCGUCGGUGCUCCGCCGGGCGCCGUCUGACUCGGACUGCUCCGGGGAGACCGCGUCGCUGUCCGCCGACAGCGGCGACCGCGCCGUGCGCCCCGCGCCGCCGCCCGCGCGGACCGGCAAGUCCCGCAGUCGCCGUCGCGGCAGCGAGUGGGAGGUGCUCGAAGGUCUGAAGGACGGGCAGCGGUUUGAGAAGCGGCCUGAUGUCUUCAACGGGUACUUGCAUAAGAAGCGCAAAUGGCCGCUCAAGGGAUGGCACAAGCGAUACUUCGUUGUCGACGGCGGCAUACUGGUCUACGCGCGGUCGCCGACAGAUGUCGCCCGCGGCCGUCUGCACGGCUCCGUCGACGUCGGCUUGUCGGUCAUUUCGGCGAAAGCGAGACGGCGACGCAUCGACAUCGACGCCGAUGAAUUCAUAUACCAUCUCAGAGCGAAGACGCCCGAUGUCUUCCGCACGUGGUUGAAUGUUCUGAAGGCGCAUCGCUUGUACCGUCAACAUCUUCUCACAUUCGGGGCAAGAGAAUCGAUCCCCAAAAUUCAUGCCCCAUUAGAAGACCUUCCACCAACUGACACUUCAUCACGUUCUUCUUGUAUGAGCGUGACAACUACAGAAUCCACAUCGUCUGAAGACUUGAUGAGGUUAAAAUCUCACUCCAUCAUACGUUCAGAAAUGCCAAUAUGUACUGUUAUGAAUACUUCUUUUGACAAAUUCUCUAUAAUAAAUUUCCACAAACCAAAGGAAGAUACAGAUUGUUUAACGUCAACAAAUUAUGUCACAAGCGAUGACAAAUUGGAAGAAAUAAAUCAAAUUGACGAAGCUAUGUGUUUCAUUGAUGAUACAAUUCGUAAAAUUAUACCAGACUCUGUAGAAACAAAUUAUAGUACUGCUGACAAUUUGACAUAUAUGAACUCAACUGAUAACGUGAAUAAAGAUAAUUCUAAAGUCUCAAAAGUUUAUGAUGAAUAUAAAUCUGUAGAAGAUGAAACAACAAGCGAUAUGAAUCACGAUAAUGAUAAAAAAUAUGAUCAAAAAUUUGAGUCGAUUUACGUUGCGUCAGAAACACCCCGAAGUCGAACAAACAUGGAUAUAUUGCGUGAAAUCAAAGAAAACACAUUCGAAACUGAUGCGUCCAUAUUCCGUAAAAAUAAAAUAGAACCGACCCCCGCGUACUUUUUCUUUGCGCGAAGGAGAUGCUUCAGAGAAUUCGACCACAUGAAGAGAAGCAAAAAAUGUACGAAUUUGGUCAAAUAUAAAAAUUUGAUCGAAGAACCCAAGCUUCAAAGGCCUCUGAGCAAAUGCAUGUUGCUAGGAAAAUUAUCAACAGUCAAAAUUUCCAAACAAGUAAAAGCUGACGACUUGUCCAAAUGUGAUAAAGCAUCAGGACAUGAAAUAAGUAAUUCAAUUCUCAAAAAACAUGAAUCUGUUAGCGUACUGUUGGGAAAUAAAGAAUUUAAACAUGCAUCUAUUCAAGACACAGUUAGUGUUGCCGAAUAUAGCGAUGUUGUAGAAAAAAUAUUACUAUCCCUAUUCGAAAAUCAUAAUCCACAGUCCACAGGAAGCCACGAAUAUGUAAAAACAUACGUCAAUAAAAUCGUCGAAGAGUUGUAUGAUGUUAAACUGCACCAUUCUGAUAUUAACCCAAUUAAAACUUUGUUCAGAUGUUUACUGGAAUUUUGGUUAAAACAUAACACCAAAGGGGCCUUCAAAAAUGUUACCAAAGGUAAUAAAUCCAUUGGUCCAAGCGGUCCUAACUCACAUAGUCAUAUUGGAGUGGAUAAAGAAAUAUCCAGUAUUCGUAUAAGUCUGACAUCAAGAGGUACACAAUACCAACUUGCGUAUGGAAUCAGACCGCCUCAACAUAGAAAAGGUAGCGAAACUAGCAAAUUAGUCGGUAAACCUCCUAAAGUAAAAAGAGAAAAAUUAAAACCACCUUGUCACAGUCCGAGGAGAGACACAGAAAGUUUUGAGAAAGAACGCAGAAUACAAGAAUUAGAAAGGCUUUUAAAGAAUACAGUUUACCUAUGUGAAAACGUACGAAGUCUUGAAAGCAAAGAGAAAGAUGUAAGAAUUACCAAAACCCUAUUGGAUAACAUCGGGAUGUUGUCAGCAAAAUCCAACCUUUACACUAGUGAUGACAUGAAUGAGUCUAGUUCAUCUGCUGAAAUACCUAGAAUACAAGAAACCAUCAAUCAUCUCAUCAGUGACACAGAAAUGCCGCCUGACGUUGCUAAAGAUUUCUUAAAUGCGUAUCUCGGAGUUCUAGAUGACACAAGUAAAAGUAUAACUGAAAACAGUACCUCUCAUUCUGGAGACACUGUAGGAAAACCAUCUGAACUGGAUUGUGAUGUUCAAACCGAGGCUGUUCAAAAGAAAAUGUCUAAAAGUAUUUUGACAGACUAUUCAAAUAAGGCUUAUAUGGCCAAAGAUAAAAGGGUUAUAGAUCCAGGUCAACAGUAUUUGAAAGAUAUACUCGAUAAAGUUACAACAAUAUUCUCUAAAAUUAAUUCGGAUCGCGGACCUACGGACAACGAUACGAAAGCAAAAGCACAAAGCAAACCUAAAGAUGAGUUGGGUAGAUCUGUCAAAGACUAUCUGGAAACAAAUUUGGUGCGUGAAGAUUACGACAGCAAUUCAGUUAUAAUAGAUUUAUCUAAAUAUAAUCUCGAGCACAUAUCCAUGUUCAAUGAUCCAGUCGCAAAAGGUGUUAUGUCCAUAACGAUUAAAUUGAAAGAAAAGCCCCAAAAUCAUGGAGAAGCACAAAGAACGCACUUGAAUUUGAAAUUUUCGGAUGAAACAUUCCAAACAACACAGCAAUCAGCAGAAUCCAAGACAUGGAUGAAUCUAUCUAGUUGUUCUUCUAGUAGAAUAUUUGAAACCAGAAAGAAAACUUGCAAACACGAUAUUUUAGAUUUUAAUUGCAAAAAUCAGUUGAAACCUUACUUGAGCACCUGUGAUAUAGGAUCCAAGUCUAUUUGCGGCACAGCCCCUGAGAGCGAGAAUUCCAUAGACUUGUCGUUCAAAAGCAGCAAGUUCUACCAACAUUAUAAACGGGAAGAGAAAAAGAAUGACGAUCCUCAGUCAUGUUACAUCAUGUCUUUCCAAAAGAAAAAGAUACCGUCAAGUCCGACACAAGUAAAGAAAAGGGUGAGGUUAAAAGAAUGCCACGGUCUUAUUCUUAAUUCACUAACAAAUGCGUCUAUCAAACAAAAAUCCAAGUACCCAGACGAAUACGGGAUUUUCGAAAGACCCGCACCGAAAAUCAUUGACGAAAAAUUCAUUCUUCUAUUGUUAGAGAAUUUGACGUUCCUGUCUAAAGAUAUACCAGGACUUCAUAAAGAAAUAAACAAUCUUUACCUAAAACUUAAGAAGAAACAUGAAAAGGUUGUUAAGAAUUGCAUAAAUAUUCAAGGUCUAAGCUUAUUGGGCAAAAUAUAUAACGACGAUAAUGGUGAUAUAACCCAAGCCUGCUCUUCAAAAGAUAUGAAAAGCACAAGAAACAUUGCUAUAAAUACUAAUUACGAGUUAAAUAAAACUACAGCUCAAACUAACACCAGUGUUUUGAAACUGGAUAAAGCAAAUACUGCAACAAACACUAGUGAUAUAUUAAAAAAUGCAGUUUCAACUAACACUAAUGUUCGUGAUAAUUCGAGUAAUAAAGAUUUGUGCUCCAAAAAGAAUACACGUAACGCCGAAAUGGUAACUGAAGCAUUCAUAAUUGAAAUCAAAUCUCUCAAUAAGUUUGGAUCACCAAAGAAAUCUUUUUUGUUGAACGAAAGCACUAGUUCCACACAAACUAUGCAUAACAAUGCAUCGAGCAGAGACGAGUUCGAUCUCACUGACCAUGCUACUUCUGGCCAGAAUUGGCACAGAAAGGCCCAGACAAAAGACUGUGGUGUUACAACAGUAAUCAAAUGUAUUUUGAACAACGCAAGUAAUAAACAGAAAAAUUUUGUUAACUUAAUGACGGAUCUAGAAAUUUCUGCGCCGAUGAAACGUAAAAAAGAACUGUUGCAAGGAGUCAAGCGUGAUUUUGUGUCCUGCUAUUUGUCCUCUCAUUUUAAAGUGGCAACACCGUCGAUGCCAAGGAAAGACUUGCGCUUUUAUGAAUUGAGUCCCAAUAAUGAAGUGGACUUCGAUUUUGGCAGUGAUUGUUCAGAGGUUACUAAAUGGAGAAGUGAAAUUAAAUUGUUGUAUAAAUGCCGAAGUGAACCGUCCUUUACCUCUGAAUCAGGAGGGCCGCUGGAGAAUGCGUCGCGCGAACUUGGCCAGGCGCAGCUGUCUGUGCAGCAGCUGCAGCGGCUGCUCGACGCGCUGGAGCUGCAGCAGCAGGUGCACCACGAUACUGACGUGUCGCUAGAGGGCGCCUCGCCGAACGUAAAGAAGGACCGGCGCAAGUUUGGCCUCCGCAAGAAAAAAUCCAACAGCAAGUGUGCUUCUGUCGAAUUGACGUCACAGCACAUUGACCCGUCCACUUCUCAUAUGGCUUUAUCGGCACUGACGGCGCCACCAUCGCCCGGCGGCGGCGCGUCCUCCAUACCGACCUCCGCGGCCUCCCUGCCGAUCGCGUUUCUUUCGACAUUUCUGGCCUCUACCUUAGUUCCAUGCGCCGCGGCGCGCCCGCAGUCCCUCCCCGGGGCGGAGGCCCUCGCCGCCGGCAAUAACGCCGGCCCGGCCUCCCUCACCAGCCUCACUCCGGACCAUCAGCUCAGAGAAGAUUUCACUGUGCUGGCUAAAGACUUGGUGGCCAGCUUGAAGACCAUAGUCUCCACCUUGGUAUGCGAAAGAGGGCGCCUCCGUGCCGCGAUGGACGCCGCGGACAGCGCAACAGCGCCACCAGGUGCUGUGGUGGCGGCUUUAAGAACUAAUCUCACUUCGGCCUUGCAACAGAACUCGGUUUUGUCCGCAGAGCUGCGCACGCGUCUCUCGCGCAUACACGAUGCGUCUGACCUGGCAGAGAUAUCUACUAUGGAGAGGAACGAUUCGGUGGUGCGUCAAUUCCAACAAUCCCUCAGCUACAGCUCAUCGUGCGUGUCGGCAUCGGAGUUCUUCGACGCUGAGGAGCACGAGGACGUGGCCAAGCCUGAAGCCAUCAUACAGGCAGACGAGGCCGGCGUGAUAGAAUUGGACGGGGAUUCUUCAUCAGAGGCAGGCUCGCUGAGCAGCGAGGAGGGAUCCGCAAGUUCCGAGAACUCUGACGGUGCGAUGCCUUCAGUAGAACAACCAACACUUCGUCUGAAUCAAAACGGCAUCUCAGAUAGCGGCGCCUGGUCCCGGCGGACCCGACUCCCGUGCCCCAGGCCGACGCCCGGCGGGCCGAGCCUGUGGAACCUAUUGUACAAGAAUAUAGGCAAGGAUUUGAGCCAAGUUUCCAUGCCUGUCACUAUUAACGAGCCAUUGAAUAUGCUUCAGCGCCUCUGCGAAGAGCUAGAAUACUCUGAGCUCCUAGACUCAGCAGCAGAGUGCUCCAACGCAAUAGAACGGAUGUCCCUGAUGGCGGCAUUUGCUGUCAGCGCGUACGCAUCUUCUGCUCACCGCGCCGCGUCCAAGCCCUUCAACCCUUUGUUAGCCGAGAGCUACGAGUGCGUUAGGGAUGAUAAGGGCUUCAGAUUCAUCGCUGAACAGGUUUCUCACCACCCGCCAAUCUCGGCGUGCCACGCGGAGUCUACCCGUUGGAGAUUCUGGCAGGAAGCGCGCAUCAAGACCAAGUUCUGGGGGAAAUCCAUGGAGUUCCAGCCCGCUGGGAGGGUCCAUGUCAAGCUGCUGACUACUGGAGACCAUUACAGCUGGAACAAGGUGACAACAUGUGUCCACAAUCUGUUCGGCGGCCAACGCUGGGUGGACCAGUACGGUGACAUGCACAUCACGUGCCACGGCACUGAUAUUACGUGCAAGCUUAACUUUAUCAAGGCAAGUUCGUGGUCGAGCACUAGGCACGAAGUGCGCGGCGCCGUGGUGGAAGGAAACACCGGCAGCCGCCUGCGGGUGCAGGGUCGCUGGUCUGAAGCGCUGUACGCCGGGGAGCCGCCCGCCGCCAGGUGUCUGUGGAGACCGGGUGCAAUGCCUCCAGAGCACGAGUUGUACUACGGCUUCACUCGGUUCGCGAUGGAGCUCAACGAGAUGGAGCCGGGGAUGAAGGAGGUGCUUCCUUACACCGACACCAGGCUUAGGCCCGACCAGCGAGCGCUAGAGGAGGGUGACGUGGACGCAGCCGAAGGGUUCAAGCACCAGCUGGAGCAGUCCCAGCGCGAGAGGAGACGGGACGCCGCCAACCACCAGCCCGCCUGGUUCCGCAAAACGUGUGAAGGAGGCGAGGAGAUGUGGAUAUUCACGGGCGAGUACUGGAAGGCGCGCGGCGCGGGCUUCCCGGGGCUGCGCGCGCCGCGCAUCUGGUGACCGCCGUUGCGCAUCCAUAUUCCGCAGUGCGAGGUACUCUGCUAGAGGAUGUGUCGCCGCUUCCCGCUUCUAGAGCUUUACACAAUAAUAGCCUUUAUUGUCAUUAAAUAUAAUACGGUAGUCUCGAAAUAAUCGCGUACACGGAACUGUGAUUACGCUUGUAUGAACUUAAAUUUAAAAAUGGAAUUUUAUUAUUUUUUAUUUGUAAAUGAUAUGGGGUUUAGGAUUUGCGUUUUGUUCGUUUGUUUUUUUUUAAUACCGAAUACAAUUUGUAGUGAGGUUAUGACAAAAAAAUAUUAUAUUAUUAACAAAGUCCGCAGCACUUGACACAUGAAUUUGUUUUUGCUGUUUUCGAUUGUGUCAAAUAUUUUUCGUAUUGCAAUUUCAUUUUUCCAAUUAUUAUUAUUAUUAAUAUUACAAGUCGUUACAGCCGUGUAAUUCGGUCCUGGUUAUAUCUUUGUAUCCACACAAAGUCAAAAGGAUUGUAAUUCGGUCCUGGCCAUAUCUUUGUGUCCACACAAAGUCAAAAGGAUUGUAAUUCGGUCCUGGCCAUAUCUUUGUGUCCACACAAAGUCAAAAGGAUUGUAAUUCGGUCCUGGCCAUAUCUUUGUGUCCACACAAAGUCAAAAGGAUUGUAAUUCGGUCCUGGCCAUAUCUUUGUGUCCACACAAAGUCAAAAGGAUUGUAAUUCGGUCCUGGCCAUAUCUUGUGUCCACACAAAGUCAAAAAGAUUGUAAUUCGGUCCUGGUUAUAUCUUUGUAUCCACACAAAGUCAAAAGGAUUGUAAUUCGGUCCUGGUUAAAUCUUUGUGUCCACACAAAGUAAAAAGGAUUGUAAUUCGGUCCUGGCCAUAUCUUGUGUCCACACAAAGUCAAAAAGAUUGUAAUUCGGUCCUGGUUAUAUCUUUGUAUCCACACAAAGUCAAAAGGAUUGUAAUUCGGUCCUGGUUAAAUCUCUGUGUCCACACAAAAUCAAAAGUAUUGUAAUUCGGUCCUGGUUAAAUCUUUGUGUCCACACAAAGUCAAAAGGAUUGUAAUUCGGUCCUGGCCAUAUCUUUGUGUCCACACAAAGUCAAAAGGAUUGUAAUUCGGUCCUGGCCAUAUCUCUGUGUCCACACAAAGUCAAAAGGAUUGUAAUUCGGUCCUGGCCAUAUCUUUGUGUCCACACAAAGUCAAAAGGAUUGUAAUUCGGUCCUGGCCAUAUCUCUGUGUCCACACAAAGUCAAAAGGAUUGUAAUUCGGUCCUGGCCAUAUCUCUGUGUCCACACAAAGUCAAAAGGAUUGUAAUUCGGUCCUGGCCAUAUCUCUGUGUCCACACAAAGUCAAAAGGAUUGUAAUUCGGUCCUGGCCAUAUCUCUGUGUCCACACAAAGUCAAAAGGAUUGUAAUUCGGUCCGGGUAAUGCAAUUUAUUAUUUUCCCUCCUUUUUUCCAUUUUUACAAAAUAAGUUCCAGUUCUUAUUUGUCGAAUAAGAAGCUAAUGGUUGUUAAUCAAACAGAUUUGUGAUAAUCUUCGGCUUGUAAUUAAUUAAAUCACCAAAGAUAACAAUUCAUUUACAUAAAACACCACACAGAACAUUUGACCAUUUAAUUUUAUUCCAAAUAACUUUUAUUUAAAUGUUUUAAAAUUAUGAAAAUGAACUUAUUAAAAAUUAUUUCUUGCUUUAAUUUUUUUUUAAUUAAUCUGAUCAAGCUGUAUAUUAAACUGAAACUAAUUAAAAAAAUCAAAGUUUGUCAUGAAUAUAAGACAAUGCAUAUUACAUACAAGCAGCAAAUUACAUGUAUUUAAUAUAAUUAAAUAAAUAAAAAAAUGUACAAUUAAUGUACUUUUUUUCCAAAAUCUGGGAUAUAUUUUGGUGGUGUUUCUCGUGAUUUUGUACCAGAUACGGUAGCGGACAUUAUUUUUUUUGGUGCUAAAUUUUUUUUCUUGUAUUUUUUCCAUUAUUAAUUUUUAUUAAUAUUCAACAUUGAAUAUUUUGUCUCAACUUUAAUUUAUAAUUCCAUUAAAUUAAUAUUAAAACUACAUAUGAAUUACGUUUAUUAAUAUUAAUAUUACAUUUUAGCAAAUUUCUGUAAAAAUUGUUAAGUCUUACAAGUGAUAUUACCUAAACGUUAAAAACGGUUUUAAAACAAGGUGUAAGAUUCUUUCAGAUAUUAUAAAAACGUAACUUAUAAUGUCAAAAAAUCAGUUAUUAAAUUUACCAUUCCCAGUACAAAAUGUACGCAUGGACGCGAUUUCUUUGUAUACAGAGUUAUUUAUAAAACGCCAGCAACUAGAUUAGAUAGCUGACACGAUAAACGACAAUGUUCGUUCCACGAGUUUUCAUAUUUCGUUAAAUUUACUUUCAUACAAAAAUAAAUCUUUGUUUAAUUAUCCGUUCCAAUUCUAAACACUAAGUGUGGAUCACGGGCGAGGCGAACGGGUGAGGUGAGACGGCGCUAACGCGAACGGACAGGCGAAAACUUAGAAAUACAUUUUUAUAAUGUACUAGUUUCGCUUCCGUGGGAAUUUUGAAAUAAAAUAUAGCCUAUAGCAAUCAUGGAUUAUGUACCUUUCUAAUGGUUAAAGAAUUUUUGAAAUCGAUUCGGUAGUUUCGAAGAUUACCCGCCUCAAACAUACAAACUCAAAAACGCUUACCACUUUAUAAUAAUAGUAUAGAUUGAGUCAUAUAAAAACUCGUAGAACAAACAUUUUUGGUCACGAUUUCAGCUUUCUAGUUCUUCAUAGUUGCUCGCGUAUAAAAAUAAAUCUGUAGUUACCAAGUGCUUCGGAAGGUACGUAAAGUAGUUGGUCCCGGUUGUAUUUGCAGUCGUUAAAACCCGCCAAUCGACUAUGGGUGGUGGGUCAUGGCCCAUACUCCUUAUCCAUCCAUAAGGUAGACCAGUGUCCCAGCAGUGGGGUCAUUUAAAUAGCUGAUGAUGAAGUUUAUUAAGUGCAAGUUUCUGUCACACUUAUUCAUAGUAAAUCCAUAGAACUUUAUUUUAGACGUUUAUUACAGUAACCUGUUUAAUCGUCAACACUUCGGCAAAAUUAUGUUAAUUGAAAUGUAAGCUUUAGUGCGUCCGCUGAAGACAUAUUUUGCAUUGGCAACAAAUCAGCGUAUUGCUCGCUUACAGCUCGCAUUGUCAAUGUAAAGUAUGUCUACAGCAGACGCUUUAAAGCUCAUUUUUCAAUGAGUGUUAUUAUGUCGGGUGGGAGCGGUGCGCCAUAAUUCAACUAUACUGUGAAUUUAUUAUAUUAUUUGAUAUAUAUAUCCAAGAAGAUAUUUUAAAAGUCAAAUAUUGUGUCGAUGGUGUAGCUAUCGAAGGACUAGAUAAGGGUCCACAAACUUUAGGGGCCCCUGAUUAUUCCGUAUACUAAAACCUAGAUAUAUUUUGCCCUGGACCCUGUGGUCACCUAGCUACUUUGAUAAUACACUAAAGCAAAGACAUCUUAAUUAUCGUGUUUUCUCUUUCUAAAUAAAGAAAAAUCAUUUUGAGGACGACCUAGCUUUGAAUGCGUAGCGUUUUAGUAAAAGCCGCAAUGGGUUUUUACGAAAUGAUAUUAAAUACAUUUAAAAAUACGUAUUAUAGCAAAUAAAUACAUGUAUGUAUCGCCCCAAAAAACUAUUAAUAAUUAUUAAAAUAUCCAUUUCUGUUGGAAGGUUUUCGCGUAGGCGUUUUAAUGUAGAUUAAGAUAACAUUACGUUUUGAUUACUUUGUAAAGUUUGUAUAAAAUGUUGUGGCUGUGAAUCGUUUCCAUGUACGGAAUAUUAAUCGCAUAUUUAUGAUUGUAAAUCUACUUUUCUUGCCAGGCAAAUGUGAAUCUUAGCUUAUUUCAAAUACAGUUCACGUUGAAAUUGGGCAUCUAAUAAAUCAAUGACAUCUUUUUUUAAUAACCAAAUAUGUGUUUCGUUCGACUGUGAGCUUAGUAUUCGAUUUUACGUAGUCACAAUUACACAUUUACCUCUGUAGCCUAAUGGUCAUCACUAAUGACUGUUACACUGGAGGUCCCGGGUUCGAACCCGGGAUCAGUCCCCGAUUAGGAACUUACUAUAAUCUCUCAAUGCGAUCUAGUCUAAGAACUAAAAUGAUCUGCAUCCCAAAUUCAUACCAUCAAGUUAAUUUUUAAUACUAAUGCGAUUCAUUUCACGUUCUCAUUUGAACUGCGCUGAAUUUGAAUUGUAAAUGUCGAUGGGAGGUCAUCCAAGACCCAGAUCAAUCUGAAAAGAUCAUUUUCCAUCUCGAACUGUGUGCGUCGUGCGGUUUUCUAUUUACCUCUCAUCAUCGAGUCGAUUCGCAGUGAGACGCGGCUAGCCAAUCACAGUGCGACAUUGUGACGCAACGACAACAACACUGCAAUGUGAUUGGUUCGCUGCGUCUCACUUCGAAUCGACCCGAAUAUAGUGAGAAGCAAACCCGCUCUCUGAUAUUAAAUUCCGACACGAUUGUAAUGUUAGAGAAAAUUUUAUCCUUGGCUAAAAAGAUCUAAUAUUAAGUAGCUGAGAAAGUUCAUAAACAACCAUUGACAUUUGGCAUCAAUAAUAAUAAUUACAUAGUAAUGUAACGAAAACUUUUUACUAAUGAAACAUCAUUGAUGCAAAACCAACUUAAUAUUAGAUCUCUCGGACGCUCGACGUGACAUAAAUGAAGUUUGACUGGUUUCACUAUUUUCUGAUACAUAUUACAUUGCAAUGUAACAAAAAAACGUACUGCUAGCUAUGUGCGGACGUCCAAAUCAAAAGGGACCUUAUGGCGGCUGGCGGUCUUUAUUGCCGUUGUUCGAAUACAAAACAACGGCAAUAAUGUAAGGUCCCUUUUGAUUUGGACGGCCACAUAUCUGCCUUAUGUGGACGGCUAACUAACCCUAUUCAACACGUGUGAAACUGAAUGUUAUCGCCGUUUGAUAUCAUACAUAUAUCAGAUACUUGUUGUGGAAGGCCUUUAUAACUGCUAUAGCAGUCGUGCGUCCGUGAAAGCGUUAAGCUGUAAGUUUCGCAUACUUUGCAUGCAAAAAGUAUAGCGUAAAAGUUUAAAUUUGGACUGUCACAAAUUGUUCUUGUAGCUACUAUUGUCUUUUGUCGUUACAUGAGCUGAGGGCGAAGUUCGGGUUUGCAUUUCACUUCUUACUAUAGAAUCGAUUCGAAGUGAGACGCAGCCAACCAAUCACAUUGCGGUGUGGUUGUCGUUGCGCCACAAUGGCGCCCUGUGAUUGGUUAGCUGCGUCUCACUGCGGAUCGACUCGAUGGUGAGAUCGUAUCAGCAUUCCCUAUUUACACAUUUUGAAGUAUAUAACAUUGAUCCUUAUCGAUAGCCCGCUAUCGAAUAGUCUUUCAUUAAUCGAUAAUUGAUGCUAAAGCGAUUGGUAACUCAGAAUGUGGCAAAAAAUAGUAUCGCUUUCCGUGGGCUAUCGAUAGUCCAACAUACUACUAUCAAUAUUGAUCCUUUGAGCUAUAGGUAGUAACGAUAUUCUAGUUUAUUUUCAAGGUCAAAUAUCGAUAGAGAAAGGUCGAUUUUCUGGUGACACUAGUAUAGUUACGUCAUACUAUAAACCGUUAACUUAAUUACCUUAAAUAAAAUAAAUAAAUUUACAAUAAAAUACCUUCGUUUGAUAUGUAUUGCUAGCAACCUUAUUUAGCAAGAUAUAUAGUAACUAAGUAUAUAUAUAUAUAUUGAUUUUAAUGUGUAUUUUUAUUGGGAAAGUUAUACUUUUUUGCAUGAAGAUAUAGGUAAUACUAGAGCCAGUACAUGAACGAGGUGAAUGAUAAGAACCAAAAGGGACCUUAUAGCGGCUGGCACUUAGUUCUUUAUUGCCGUUGUUCGAAUACAAAACAACGGCAAUUCUUUUUUAUUUCUCAUUUAUUCAAUGCAAAGAUACAUUUUUGUUAUUUAAAAUUAAUAAUCCUAACAUAUUCUAUUCUAUUCAGAAUUAUCUAUAUCUUCAUGCUUUUUUGAAUCUAAUUUCUAGGUGCAUUCUCGUCAAUUACGCAUAGGGAAUGAAUUGGCAUAAUAUUGACACAUAAUUGUUAAAUAUUGCACAAUAAUAAAAUUAAUAUUGUUACCGAAUACUUGUGGUGUUUAAAAAAAUAAGUAUAUUUAAAAGGGUACAAGCGAUUUUGAAAUUAUGGAAAUCAUAUUUAUAAGCAACAAUAGUUACAUCAUUGCAAUUACAACUAAAAUUGACUUUUUAAAUUCAUUUGACGCCUAGCACCAAUAUUUACGAGAUGAAAUAAUAUUCAGGAAUUUAUUCGUAAUAUAUGGAUAAUUAAUAAUUCUUAAUGUUCAUUUUUUAAUAUUAAAUAAACAGUUCAUAGAAAAAAAAAUUAAAAAAAAAAUACAAUAGUUAAUUUAUUUUCUUGCCAAUGGUGCGGUGCUGUUCUGUGUUCAGUAAAUCUUUUCUUUUUUUUUUUAUUCCUAAAACACAUCGUAUAAGAACCAUUUGGGAUGAAGGCUUUGCCGCAAAUAUGCGCGCAGGUAUUCUAAACGACUCGUUUUACUAUAGCGUGAUGAUUUUUGUUAUAAUAACACAUAUGUCGCGGCCAUGUUGUAGAAUUUGCUUUAUUACAAAAUGGCGCCGUUUGGUAACGUUCUAUCAGCGGAUUCUAAAAUAUGGCAGACCUGAUUUUUUUUUUAAAGUUGAAUUAUGAAAAUUAAUUCUGCAAACACUAUUAUCUUGUCAUAUGUACUAGAAAACAAAACUGCAGUGUGUCUGUUUAAAUAAAAAUAGCUACUACCAAAUAAGGUACGAUAAUCCGUAUAUUUUAAAAUGCAAUAAAACUCGCUCGCUUCUAGAUCGUUAAAACUAUGCUUAACUUGAUAUAUCUAUAUGUAUAGUCUAUGUGGAUGUUCUUGAUAGCUCGUGGUAGUGUACAUGUCUAAAUAUUUGUAUAUAAUGGUUUAGUUUGGAAUCUUGAUCGUUCUUAUUGUAAAAAGCCAACAUUCGGUGAAUUUCACUUACAAUAAUUGGAGUGAUACGGAAAUACGAUACGAUGAGUAGGUCGACUGUUCAAGGUUGCUAUAAAAAUAUCAAAAAUAUGUUAAGAAUUGUUUUUAGCCAUUUUUCUUUACUCCAUUUUGUUAUUCAUACGGGUUAUAUGGUUGUUUGUUUUCUAUAAAAAAUAUAUGUUCAAGUCACGUCUCCUUACAAUUUUAAUGAUUGACAAUAAAUUGUUUUAUGUGUAAAAUUAACGUUAAAAUUGUUAUGACUUAUGAAUAUCAUUAGGAUUUCGUGUUAAUUGUAUUUGUACAAUGAAUUGUAUUUCUUUUUUGUUUUUUAAUUCAAAACGAGUUUCGUUUCAUGGUUGCAAGUAGGUAAAAUACUAACUUAAUUUUGAAGUUUACUUGCACAUUUGUUAUUAAAUGAUCUUAAUAAAAUAAACAUUUUAAAUACAGUUACGUUUUUUCUGUUUGUGUUUUGUUUUUCUUCUAUUAUGUAUAUGGUAUAGCAUAUGUCUGUAAUUUGAUUGUUUUUUUAUCUUUUCAACCAAUAGAAAAAAAAUAUUUCUUAGAAUUUAUCAAUACAAUUUCGUAUGUGUAGUAUACAUUUUAAAGUGUUUCCAUGUACUUAAAUAUACCUACGUAUGUGUAGGUAUGUUGUUAAAAUAAUUUGAUUAUUUGACAUGUACUGAAUACUACAGUAAAAUAUUACAACAAUGAAAUGGUAAUUAAAUUCUUUUUUUAAAUUGUGUUGUCCAUUUUUUCAAAAUAAGUGCCUUUGGUAUUAUUUUUUCCGAUGUGACGUUUUGUAACUUUGUUUAUGCCGUUUACUUCCUCUUAAAUUUCUAAUAGGUACAUAUUAAUAAAACCCAGUGGCUGUUGAAAUUUUUAAAUAGUUUUGAAACAUUAAAUGUAUUUUUCUCCAUCCAAUAACUUGAAAUUUAUGCAAUUUACAUUGAUUUGUAAAGCGAGGCACGUGUGUUCUCCCGCCAAUUAAAAAUGGGGGCGUAAAAAAAGUUGUACGUUUUGUUUUAGCUACCCAUUCAUUUAUAUUCUGGCCACUACACACGUGCCCACGCUUAAAUAAAACAAAAAUGUAUAAAGCUUUAUUUUAAGCUAAAGCGAUAACAAAGUUACCUUGCUAGUGUUAACAUUUUGUUAUGUGAUUUUGUUUUAUGAAUUAGCUAUUAACGAGAAAUUAUUAAAUGAGGAUAUAUUAC
Molecule: messenger RNA, 15277 nt
Organism: Plodia interpunctella (Indianmeal moth)
Lineage: Eukaryota; Metazoa; Arthropoda; Insecta; Lepidoptera; Pyralidae
Product: oxysterol-binding protein-related protein 3-like
Exons: 25
Coding region: 603-7145 (2180 amino acids)
Cellular component (GO): cytosol; intracellular membrane-bounded organelle; membrane
Molecular function (GO): cholesterol binding
Source: RefSeq, a predicted model, not a curated record